GCGCCUCUUCCCUCCUCCUCCUCCUCCUUCUCCUCCUCCUCUCGCCGCGCCUGAGCUCUGCGCGGCCCCCCCAUCCCCAGCGGCAACCCGCAGGAAAAGCACAACCAACCCCCCCAAAACAAGUCCUCCUCCUGUCUUUCCCUCCCCCCCCCAACAGGCUUUUCCCUUCUCUUUUCCUCUCUCUUUUUUUAUUUUUUUUUCUUUCUUUCUUUCUCUGUGUGUGUGUGUGCUGAAUUCCCUGCAGAUCCGGCCUGGAAGUUCCCAGCUCCUGGAGUUAAGCCUCUUUGUUGCUUCCCUUCGUUUGGGGCAUCUUUGUUGUUUCUUCCCCCCACCCCUACCCCCCCGCCCCACCUCCACUGCCUGCUCCACUGGAGAUUGCGGAAUCCACUGCCACACCUCCACUGCAUCCACUGAGGCAGCUUAUGGGACCCUUCCCUGGGCACCUCUGCCCCAGGACACACUGCAUGGGAUGGCAAUGACACAUGGAAAGAAGAGACCCAUGUCCCCCAUCCCUUGUCUCAUCCUUGCAGCUGCUAGCUGCUUUGCCAGACUGAGUGAAUCUCUGCAGGUCACCGUGCAGCCAGCUUCCAUUGUCCAAAAGCUUGGGGGUGCAGUCAGCCUGGGGUGCGUGGUAGACCUCCCCAGAGAAAACCUCACCUGGAGACUGAAUGGGAAGGAGCUGUCUGGAUCUGAUGAGGUGCUGGGUAUCCACAUCGAGGGAGGGAAACUCAUCAUCAUGGCUCUCAACAACCACACCGUGGGGCGAUACCAAUGCAUUGCUCGUGUGCCUGAAGGAAUCAUUGCCAGUGUUCCCGCAGUGGUUACCUUAGCCAAUCUCAAAGAUUUCAAGUUCGAUGGACAGCACGUGAUUGAGGUGGAUGAAGGGAACACGGCUGUGAUUGCCUGUGACCUACCAGAAAGUCACCCCAAGGCUCAGGUCCGCUACAGUGUGAAGCAGGAGUGGCUUGAGGCCUCCCGAGACAAUUACCUCAUCAUGCCAUCCGGAAACCUUCAGAUCGUCAAUGCCAGCCAAGAGGAUGAGGGGACUUACAAAUGUGCUGCCUACAACCCCGUGACGCAGGAGGUGAAAACCUCGGUCUCCAGUGAGAGGCUCCGUGUGAGACGCUCCACAGCAGAGGCAGCCCGGAUAAUCUACCCCCCCGAAGCUCAAACGAUCAUUGUCACCAAGGGCCAAAGCCUCAUUCUGGAGUGUGUGGCCAGCGGGAUUCCCCCACCCCGGGUCACCUGGGCCAAGGAUGGCUCCAGCGUCUCUGCAUACAACAAGACACGUUUCCUGCUCAGUAACCUCCUCAUUGACCCCACGAGUGAGGAGGACUCGGGGACCUACAGCUGCACGGCUGACAAUGGGGUGGGAGAGGCUGGAGCUGCCUUCAUCUUCUACAACGUGCAAGUGUUCGAGCCCCCAGAGGUCACCAUGGAGCUGUCCCAGCAGAUCAUCCCCUGGGGCCAGAGCGCCAAGUUCACCUGCGAGGUGCGAGGGAACCCCCAGCCCUCUGUCAUGUGGCUUCACAACGCUGUCCCCCUCUCUGCCAGCCACCGGCUCCGGCUGUCCCGCAGAGCGCUGCGGCUGCUCAGUGUGGGGCCUGAGGAUGAUGGCAUCUACCAGUGCAUGGCAGAGAAUGAGGUCGGCAGUGCACAAGCCAUGGUGCAGCUGAGGACAGCCCGGCCAGGAGCUACACUCAACCCUAGGCGAGAUGCCUGGCUGGGGUCAGCUCAGCCUCCGACACUGCCUUCCAGGGACAGUGCCUUAAAGCUGCCCCUGGAUAAAGCUGGACUGCCAAAGCCUGGCACAACCCCACUGGCAGUGUCCCCACACUGCACAGCCAACAAGGAGCUGGUGUCUCCAGCUGAGGCCCCCAUCAUCCUCAGUUCUCCCCGGACAUCCAAGACAGACAGCUACGAUCUGGUGUGGAGACCCCGGCCUGACAGCAAAGCCCCCAUCCUCUAUUACGUGGUGAAACAUCGCAAGCAGGUCACCAACACCUCAGACAGCUGGUCAGUGAGGGACGUCCCAGCCUCUCAGCACCGCCUGACACUCACCAGACUGGACCCUGGGAGCCUCUACGAGGUGGAGAUGGCCGCUCACAACUGUGCCGGCGAGGGACAGACGGCCAUGGUGACCUUCAGGACUGGUAAAGGCCGGCGCCCAAAACCAGAGAUUGUUGCCAGCAAAGAACAGCAAAUCCAGAGGGAUGACCCAGGCACAAGCACUCAGAGCAGUAACCUGUCUGACAACAGCCGCCUGUCCCCUCCAGAGGCACCAGACCGUCCAACCAUCUCCAUGGCAUCGGAGACAUCUGUGUAUGUGACCUGGAUCCCCCGUGGGAAUGGUGGGUUCCCCAUCCAGUCUUUCCGUGUGGAAUAUAAGAAACUGAAGAAGCUGGGAGACUGGGUCCUAGCCACCAGUGACAUCCCUCCCUCUCGCCUCUCUGUGGAAAUCCCAGGCCUGGAGAAAGGUACUUCCUAUAAAUUCCGUGUCCGGGCACUGAACAUCCUGGGACAGAGCGAGCCCAGCGCGGCGUCUCGGCCAUACGUAGUGUCCGGGUACAGCAACCGGGUCUACGAGCGCCCUGUGGCCGGGCCAUACAUCACCUUUACAGAUGCCAUCAAUGAGACUACCAUCAUGCUGAAGUGGAUGUAUAUCCCAGCCAGCAACAACAACACUCCCAUCCAUGGCUUUUACAUCUACUACCGCCCCACUGACAGUGACAAUGACAGCGACUACAAGAAGGAUGUGGUGGAAGGAGAUCGGUACUGGCACUCCAUCAGCCACCUGCAGCCAGAGACCUCGUAUGACAUCAAGAUGCAAUGCUUCAACGAAGGUGGUGAAAGCGAGUUCAGCAAUGUGAUGAUCUGUGAAACCAAAGCUCGGAAGUCUCUUGGACUGCCAGGUCGUCUUCUGCUCUCAACAGUGCCUCCCCAGCAGCAUCCCCCACUCAGUGGUGGGCACAGUGGCCUGGGCACAGGAGCCAUGAUGGCCCGUUCCAGCGAUUUGCCUUACUUGAUUGUUGGCGUUGUGCUGGGCUCUAUCGUACUCCUCAUUGUGGCCUUCAUACCCUUUUGCCUUUGGAGAGCCUGGUCCAAGCAGAAACAAACCAUCGACAUGGGCUUCCCAGGAGCUGGGUUGCUGGUAUCAUCCUGCCAGUACACCAUGGUGCCUCUGAGGGGCAUCUCUGCUCCCCGUGCCAAUGGACACCCCUAUGUUAAUGGGCAGCCCUAUGCCAGUGGGGCACAUAUGAAUGGCAUCUGCCCUUCUGCAGGAGUGGGCUAUGCAAGCACCAAGCCCAGAGAUUACAGUCCAGAUGAAGUGCCACAGUCACAUGAAGAAACCAAUGCCUUGCUGCAGACAAGAGUGCUGCAAAAUGGGAAUGUCCAGCAAGACUACCAGACCUCCAGGUUGCUCAGCUCACAGACAGAAGAUGGCUCUUUCCUCUACAGUCUUCCAGAUGACUCAACUCACCAGCUUCUUCAGCCACAAGAUGAGUGUCCUCACCUUCAAGAGCACUUUGUUGGCCUCCAUCAUCCAGUGAUGGGCAGCAAAGUGGGAGGCCCUAGCCUGGAUCCUCGACGGGAUCCCCUGUUCCACCAAGGAAACUCUUGCUGUCUAGGCCUAGUGCCAGUUGAAGAGGUGGAAAGACUAGAUUGCUGCCAGUCCAGAGGAGACCUCCAUCUCCGGAAUUCAGAGAGCACAUCUUUGGGUCAGGACCUACCAAGACACCUGAACAGCAGCCCGCCACCACUGAGGCCCUUAGAGACUCAUUCUCCUACCAGCUAGGGACCAAGCUGCCUUUUGCAAAGACUUAGUAUAAAGAGAAAAAGAGAAUGGGUAUUUAUUUUUGUAUAACACCCCUAUUUAUAUAUUUAUGCACUUGUAUAUAAAUGUAUAUGUGCCUUUCAUAAUGCUAUGGAGACAGAAGGCAUCCUCAGCAAGGUCACAGGAGCACCCAAGAAACAAGGGAGCAGCUCUCCAUGGCACAGAGCUGUUCAUCAGAGCACAGGACUGAAUUAGCAGCACAACAAAUGUCACGGGACGUGGGUCCAAACAGCUGCCACCACCAAGAUCCAGUACCCUCUUGCAGUGAGGUCUUCAUGAAAGCCAACUAUCACAAAGGUCUUUUUCUCUCCUCUCCUGGGAAGGCAUGUCCCAUUCCCACAGGAACAGGCUCCUGUGAACGAACUGGAGUUAUGCAUUCUGCCUGUUUAAAGCAAACAGCCCUUCACAUACACGCCCUCUGCAGCCGCGUAUCUGUAAAGACAAACCCACGCUUUGACACCUAAAAUAAAGGCUUUAGUCUUUUCUA
This is a messenger RNA of Calypte anna (Anna's hummingbird), 4322 nucleotides long. It is a transcript of the gene BOC, whose product is annotated as BOC cell adhesion associated, oncogene regulated. NCBI's taxonomy places the organism in Eukaryota, Metazoa, Chordata, Aves, Apodiformes, Trochilidae. Bases 470 to 3796 code for a protein of 1108 amino acids. The record is from RefSeq and is a predicted model, not a curated record. Gene Ontology annotation, molecular function: protein binding. The transcript has 19 exons. Gene Ontology annotation, cellular component: axon; plasma membrane. Gene Ontology annotation, biological process: cell-cell adhesion; nervous system development; axon guidance.